GCUUUUUAUACAUGGCAUUAUUAACCUUUUAUACUAACUUAAUCAACUUAGCCGUUUCACGUUACCUUAUUAUACGAAAUGAAAAAAAAAGAUUUAACCUAAGUUUCACACACCAUACAUUUAUACUCACAUGUUUUUAACCCUUUAUUCUUGUUAUUCAUAAAGCUUUAUACCAAAUCUCUUUAAUGAGUGACAACUUAUCUGCUCAUAUUAUCUUCGUGCUUGGACAUAUAACUUUACCAAUCUCAUGGGCGGGCUACCUGACCCGACGGUCGACCUUGACUGGUCGGGGUAUGUUGGCUCAAUCCAUGAGCGUUUUCAGGCUUCCGCAAAGAGGUUUCCCAAUAAUACAUGUGUCUUAGAAACAAAAUCAUCAACCCAUCCUGAGAGAUGUUUUACCUACAGCCAGAUAUAUGAGGCUUCCAACACCCUUGCUUGGUACCUUCACAAUGCCGGCAUCAAGAAUGGGGACGUUGUCAUGAUUUGGGCCCAUCGAUCGGUUGAUCUGGUCGUUGCAUUAAUGGGUACUUUGGCUGCCGGUGCUACCAUGACUGUGCUGGACCCUGCUUAUCCCCCAGCUAGGCAGAAGAUAUACCUUGAGGUAUCUCAGCCACGAGCCCUGAUCAAAAUUGGCCGUGCAACCGAUGAGAAUGGUCCUCUGGCCGACCUGGUGCAGAACUAUAUUGACCAAGAGCUUCAAUUGAAGGCGCAAGUGCCCGAUUUACGCCUCCUCGACAAUGGUAUCCUUUCUGGAGGGCAGGUGGAGGCCCAAGACAUUUUUGACAACAUCAGGAAAUCUGCAGCAGCGCCUCCUAAUGUGGUCGUUGGUCCAGACUCAAACCCUACACUGUCCUUUACAUCAGGCAGUGAAGGCCGACCAAAAGGGGUUCUUGGUCGUCAUUUUAGCUUGACCAAGUACUUCGGUUGGAUGGCCGAGCGCUUUCAUCUGUCAUCUGAAAGUCGAUUCACCCUUCUCUCUGGCCUUGCCCACGACCCUGUACAGAGAGAUAUAUUUACCCCGCUCUUCCUAGGAGCACAGCUCCUUGUCCCAUCCAAAGAGGAUAUCCAGCACGAGAAACUCGCCGAGUGGAUGCGAGAAAUGAAGCCUACUGUCACGCAUCUCACACCCGCAAUGGGUCAAAUUCUAGUGGGAGGCGCAACGGCUGAAUUUCCUAGCUUGGAACACGUCUUUUUUGUCGGCGACGUAUUAACCACCAGGCAGUGCCGGUCCCUAAGACAGCUCGCCGUGAAUGCCAACAUUAUUAAUAUGUAUGGCACUACUGAGACUCAGAGAUCUGUUAGCUACUUCGAAGUCCCGAGCCGAGCAAGGGACCCUGACUUUUUAGCGACACUUAAGGACACUGUUCCAGCUGGACAAGGGAUGCAAAAUGUCCAGCUUCUGGUUGUCGAUAGGGAAAACCGAACCCGACAAUGCCAGGUUGGGGAGGUAGGCGAGAUAUUUGUCCGGGCUGCUGGACUUGCCGAGGGCUAUCUGGGGGAUGAGGGGCUCAAUGAGCAGAAAUUCCUAAUGAACUGGUUCGUCAACAACGAGAUGUGGGUUGAAGCGGAUAAGAGCACGAGCAAAGGUGAACCCUGGCGAACGUACUACAAAGGCCCAAGGGAUCGCCUCUACCGUACAGGCGAUCUAGGACGAUAUCUUCAGUCCGGAGACGUCGAAUGUACUGGUCGUGCAGAUGACCAGGUCAAAAUUCGUGGUUUUCGAAUCGAGCUAAACGACAUAGACAGCAAUCUAAGCCAGAACCCCCUGAUUCGAGAUUGUAAAACACUCGUGCGGAGAGAUCGAAAUGAGGAGCCAACUUUAGUAAGCUACCUGGUCCCAGAGGCAGCUGAGUGGCGCCGUUGGGCUUCAGCUCGGGGAGUAGAGGAGGUGGAAGAUGAAGGCGUUGAGAUGGGGCCCACACGGGUAUUUUUGAAAAAAUAUCGGAGUAUGGAGACUGAAGUACGCGACCACUUGAAGUCUAGACUCCCGGCAUAUUCAGUACCGAGCAUCUACAUCGUCCUUGAAAAGCUCCCCUUAAACCCUAACGGCAAGGUUGACAAACCAAAUCUUCCAUUCCCAGAUGUCAUCGAGCGCGUUGAAGAUGCUUCAGAGGAAGACUUGAGAAGUUGGGAAUCACUAACAGAUAUGGAACGUUCAGUGGCCCAAAAGUGGGCAGAUCUCAUUCGCGGUCUGAAUCCGAGAACCAUUAGACGGGAAAAUAACUUUUUUGAUCUCGGUGGACAUAGUUUAUUAGCUCAGCAACUGCUAUUUGAAGUUCGAAAGGGCUUAGGGGCAGACGUCUCCAUUAAUUCCUUCUACGAGCACCCAGACCUAGCCAGUUUCAGCUCUCACGUGGAGAAGAGAGCUCAGGAAACUGAUGUUGUGGAUAGUAGCACCGGAAAUAAGCCAGAGGGGGAUCCGGCUUACGCCCUAUCGCUAGACGAGCUACUGAAUCGCCUGGAUGAUAAUUAUCAGCCAGUGGAUCUCGAGACAAUCGAUCCAUCUGUAUGUUUGACAGUCUUCCUUACAGGCGCAACCGGGUUCUUGGGAUCCUACCUUGUGAAGGAUAUCCUUGACCGGACAGCCCGCAGCGUUAGGUUGAUCGCACACGUGCGAGGUGUCAAAGAUUCAACGGCAGCGCUUCAAAGACUUCGCCGUUCUCUUCAAGGUUAUGGUUUGUGGAACGAUGACUGGGCGGAGAGACUGAGCGCAGUCGUGGGUGACUUAUCACAACCUCAAUUAGGUAUCGACCAAUCUACCUGGCAACAACUAUCACGGGAAGUCGAUGUGGUCAUACACAAUGGAGCCACUGUCCACUGGAUUAGAAAGUACGAAGACAUGAUGCCGUCUAAUGUGCUGUCGACUAUCGAUGCGAUGAAGCUCUGUAACGAAGGGAAGGCUAAGGCCUUUUGUUUUGUUAGCUCAACUAGUGUUCUUGAUACAGAUUUCUAUAUCAAACUGUCCGAAGAACAGACUAGAACUGGGCAGGGGGCUGUGAUGGAAAAUGAUGAUAUGCAGGGAAGCCGAACUGGACUGGGGACAGGAUACGGCCAGACUAAGUGGGUGUCGGAACAACUUGUUCGAGAGGCUGGGAAACGAGGCCUCCGAGGUUCAGUUGUUCGACCCGGGUACGUACUGGGCGAUUCUCAGACUGGCGUCUGCAACGUGGACGAUUUCCUCAUCCGAAUGUUGAAAGGCUGCAUACAGCUUGUAGCACGCCCGCGUAUCAUCAAUACUGUCAACGCCGUCCCUGUGAACCAUGUUGCCCGAGUUGUCGUGGCUGCUGCCCUCAAUCCACUGCAGGGUGGAGUACAUGUUGUUCACGUCACCGCUCACCCGCGUCUUCGCAUGAACGAGUAUUUAUCGAUAUUAGAGUACUACGGCUACAAGACGCCAGAAGUCAGUUACGAUUCCUGGAAGCAGGAGCUGGAGAGGUUUGUGUCGGCGGGUACCUUGGAGAAAGACCAAGAACAGCAUGCCCUCAUGCCGCUGGCACAUUUUUGUAUGAAUGAUCUUCCUGCGACUACUCGUGCCCCGGAGCUAGACGAUAGGAACGCAUCCUCAGUGCUGAAGACAGACGGGACUAGAUGGACAGGAAUAGAUGAGAGUUCGGGCUACGGAAUCACUAGGGAGGACGUUGGGCGAUAUCUUCGGUAUCUUGCCGAGAUCAGAUUUAUUGGCCAACCAACUGAAAGAGGCAGACAGUUACCUGAGCUCAGUGCGCACAUAGUGCAAGCGGUAGCGGUGGGUGGUAUUGGAGGUCGCGGGGGCGCUUCCUAACCCAACCUACUCUACGACUCAAGCCUCGGAUCAGCUAGGUAUGUACCUAGUUAGAUAAGUAUUAUCGAGACAUCACAGAAUGUCUCAAGAGCACUAUGGUUUCAACCGCUUGAAAUCAUCACCACUAAUCUAUGCGGGAGGCUUUGAGGGCCUUGCUUGGCCUACAUAUACUGAAAUUCACAAUGUGCUACUCAGAGAAUAA
Molecule: messenger RNA, 3983 nt
Organism: Hypoxylon fragiforme
Lineage: Eukaryota; Fungi; Ascomycota; Sordariomycetes; Xylariales; Hypoxylaceae
Product: large subunit of L-aminoadipate-semialdehyde dehydrogenase
Exons: 3
Coding region: 248-3781 (1177 amino acids)
Biological process (GO): L-lysine biosynthetic process
Molecular function (GO): L-aminoadipate-semialdehyde dehydrogenase [NAD(P)+] activity; phosphopantetheine binding
Source: RefSeq, a predicted model, not a curated record